ACUUUUCACACUAAAGUAACGCUCCACGUCUACACUGCGUCAUAUUCUCUGUUAAAUAUCCAUCUGGAGCAUCUACUAUAGUAUAAAGUAUAAUUUGUGUUUGUGUACAGUGUACAGUUUUGUCAAUUUGAUUAUGAGUGAUAAGUGAAUUUGGAUACAUGUGGGGUGGAAAUGCCUUCAAUGGUCAAUAAAAAUCUUUCAUACUUGUUUUUGAAGGUUUUUAAUAACAAUCCAGAUGUUGUAUAAGAAGAAUUACGGAUAGCAGUAUUGUCCAAAAGAUAGGCGGAGCUGCCCCUAUAUGUGAAAAUGGAAAUAGCCAAGUCUCUCUUUCAAGUUCGUGAUCAUGAAGGUUAUGUUGGAAAGGAGGAACAUAAUAAAAAAGUGGAAACAGCUGCAUCGGAUGACGAAUAUGAACUUGAUGGUGCAGGCUUAUCUGGAGAAAUACUGUCUCCUGCACCAGGAGGUCCUUUUUCCGCCUUAACACCUUCUAUGUGGCCCCAGGAUAUUUUAGCCAAACUAAACCAACCAGAUGAUCCAAAUUCUCAACCCGAAUACAGGUUUGACGAAUUUGGAUUUCGAGUAGAUGAAGAAGAUGGACCUGAACAAAGCUCUAAAAAAUUAUUAGGAGUUCCUUUCGUUGAAGAUCCUCAGCACAGAUUACAAUGGGUCGCCCUUUUAGAAUUCAGUCACAAUAAAGAAGUAUCCGAAUUAUCGUGGCAACAGGUGGAUAGAAGAUUACCUCGCACAGAUAAAUUAAGAGAAAUGGUUCACCAAGGAAUUCCUCAUUCUUUGCGUCCUCAAAUUUGGAUGCGAAUGUCUGGAGCUUUGCAGAAAAAAGUCUCCUCGGAAACGUCCUACAAGGAUAUAGUAAAAGCAUCGAGCAAUGAUGCUUUAAUGACCAGUAAACAAAUAGAGAAAGAUUUACUUCGCACGAUGCCUGCGAACGCGUGUUUUAGUCAUUUACACAGCACUGGAAUUCCCCGAUUACGAAGAUUAAUGCGAGGCCUUGCCUGGCUUUAUCCUGACAUUGGAUAUUGUCAAGGAACGGGAACAAUAGCAGCUUCGUUAUUAUUAUUGUUGGAAGAAGAAGACGCAUUUUGGAUGAUGGCGACUAUUGUGGAAGAUUUAUUACCCGCUUCAUAUUAUUCUUCAACUUUAUUAGGAAUACAGGCCGAUCAAAGAGUGCUUCGAACGCUUGUAUCGAACUACUUACCAGAUAUUGACCAUGUUUUGGCCCAACACGACAUAGAACUAAGUCUCAUAUCAUUGAACUGGUUCCUAACUUUAUUCGCAUCCGUCGUUCACAUGAAGAUACUUUUGAGAAUCUGGGAUCUCUUUCUUUUCGACGGGUCGAUUGUUCUCUUUCAAGUAACACUUGGAAUGAUAAAAAUCAGAGAGGCUGACCUCAAACAAGUGGAAAAUUCCGCACAGAUUUUUAACGCUCUGUCUGACAUUCCUGGAGAUAUUGACGAUGUGGACCAAUUGUUUAAAGUUUCGAUGGAAGUAAGUGGAUCUCUCACCGACGUUUUAGUCGAAACACACAGGAGACGCCACUUAGCUUAUUUAAUGGUUGACCAAGGUGGUUUAGUUGGAAAUCCAGACGCUGCUCCAAAUUUACCAAAGCAGCAACUCAAUAGGCGCCAAAUGAAGAGAAACAAAUCCGUUCUUCAGACAAUUUUGUUUGGAAAUGACGAUGCGGAAGACGAUUCCAAAUGCAAAAAUAUUCGUCAGACUGAAAUUUUGGUGGACCUCCGAGAGUCAAUUUUGCAAGUAGCGAGACAUUUUAUGAAUCUGGAUCCCAAAUUAAGCAGCAUCACUUUGGUUGCUGACUAUAGUAUGGAAAGCCAUGCCAAAGACCAUGACAACUAUGUAAACGUAUCGCGAAUUCGGAAGAGAAGAGCGAAAGCUUUGUUAGAUUUUGAAAGACACGACGAUGAUGAGUUAGGUUUUCGAAAAAACGACAUAAUAACAAUAAUCAGUCAAAAAGACGAGCACUGCUGGGUUGGAGAACUUAACGGUCUCCGUGGCUGGUUUCCGGCAAAAUUCGUCGAAUUACUGGACGAACGAAGUAAACAAUACACUUGCGCAGGAGACGAUACAGUUAGCGAAGCUGUUACCGAUUUAGUUAGAGGAUCUUUGUGUCCCGCUGUAAAAUCAGUUUUAGAACAUGGAAUGAGAAGGCCAUCCUUUUUGGGAGGUCCUUGCCAUCCCUGGCUUUUUAUUGAAGAAGCUUCAACUAGAGAAGUCGAAAAGGAUUUCAAUUCAGUCUACAGUCGGCUUGUUCUCUGUAAAACUUACAGAUUAGACGAAGACGGCAAAGUUCUCACACCCGAAGAGUUGCUCUACCGUUGCGUGCAAUCAAUUAAUUUAAGUCAUGACAAUGCACAUGCACAAAUGGAUGUAAAAUUGCGUUCCCUUAUCUGCCUUGGACUCAACGAGCAAGUUUUGCAUCUCUGGCUCGAAGUUUUGUGCUCCUGCGUCGAUGUUGUGCAAAAAUGGUACCAGCCAUGGAGUUUUGUGAAUAGUCCGGGCUGGGUUCAAGUCAAAUGCGAAUUGAGGAUACUUAGUCAAUUCGCCUUCAAUUUAAAUCCCGACUGGGAACUGCCCCCCAAAAAGGAACAAUCUCAACCUUUAAAAGACGGCGUUCGCGACAUGCUCGUAAAACACCAUCUUUUUAGUUGGGAUCUUUAAAGAGGAACAAUUUCAGAAAAAUUUUCAUACCUUAAAACUUUUAAUACGUAGUCAAGUUUUCCUCGAAGCCGAAUUUUCUACGCGAGGUUACUUAAAAUUUGGAACGUCUCUCCUACUCGUAAAGAUCUACUAUCAUUUUUGAGAGUAUUACAGAUUUUUCGUUAGUAAGUUUUCCCUGCAAAUCUGCAAGCUGAAAUCUCAUCCUUAUUUAAGUUAUCACUAAUCAUGUCAACUGGCCUUUGCUAGAGAGAAUUUAAAAAUGUUUUUAAUUUAUUUAUUAUACAUAAGUCACUUUCUAAUUUUAGGUUUUCCGGUUUAAAUGAAACAGAGAAAGUUGAGAAUGCACCAAAACGUAAUUUUACGAAUCUGUCCUUUUUCAGGAAAAUGAUUUUUUAUGAAAGAGGGGAUUAAACUUUAAUCAUCCAAGUCCGUCCUUUCAUUAUUUAUAUUAUGCAUUUAAAGUUUUUAAACAGAGAAUAUUUAUAGAGAAAUGGAUACCAUUUUUAACCUUCUAUGUUUCGGUUAAUUUAAUUUUCUUUUUUAAUCAGUGCAAUAUUUGAAAGUGUACAAAAUACUAUUUAAGAAUUGAAGUAAUCGAAUAUUGUAUAUUCGGAAUAAAUAAACAAGGAAAAGUUAAAAACA
Belonocnema kinseyi is the source of this 3333-nucleotide messenger RNA. Its product is annotated as small G protein signaling modulator 3 homolog. The record is from RefSeq and is a predicted model, not a curated record. Lineage: Eukaryota; Metazoa; Arthropoda; Insecta; Hymenoptera; Cynipidae. Gene Ontology annotation, molecular function: protein binding. The transcript has 14 exons. The coding region runs from base 307 to 2691 and encodes 794 amino acids.